UCAGGGUCUGGGCUGAGGUUGCUCUGAGUCACAGACUCCAAUAGGAGAAAGACAGGGAGGAGGAGGAGUCCACUCCUCCCCCCGCCCUGUGUGAAGUACCGGCCUCCAAGGGGCGGACUUGCUAGAUGCUAGUAAGCUAAGUUGCUGGGCGAGGCAGGAACUUCGCUGCCCUCCUUUCUCAUUCCAGGAACAACGAUGCCAUCACUCGCAUCAUGAGCCGCUGGUCUGCUUCGCAGGGAGUUGUUUUGACAGGUUAUCACCCCAGCAGCACCAAUGCCGAGACGCCAGGAAGCCACGCCAAAGAAAAUACAGAGACGUCCCCCUUAAGCCGGAGAUCUGGCCAAUAUACAAUGAACCAUGACAACUCUAAGAAGCCCUCAGGGAAGCCCCCGUAUGAUCGCUCAGGUUCUCAGGAUUCACUCGAUGAAUUAUCCAUGAAUGACUACUGGAAAGAACUUGAAAACAUCAAUGAAACCAGAGGCAAUAAUCAUGAAGGACAAGAAGCAGUUGUGGUGAAAGAGCCUGAUGAAGGAGAAUUGGAAGAAGAGUGGUUAAAAGAAGCAGGUUUGUCAAAUCUCUUUGGUGAGGCUGCUGGAGACUCUCAAGAAAGCAUGGUGGUUUUGGCUACACUGACACGUACUCAGGCAGCAGCAGUUCAGAAACGAGUGGAAACUGUCACACAGACUAUGAGGAAGAAAAACAAACAAUACCAAGUUCCUGAUGUGAGAGAUAUCUUCAAGCAGCAAAAUGAGUCAAAGGAAAAAGAAACUGGCAGUGAACACCAGUCUGCAAGAACAAAAGAAAACAAAGAUGAGCCCCUGGAAGAGGCAAAAGAGGCACAUUGUCAGCAUAUUGGUGAUAACAGUCCAAGAGAGGAUGUGCCAGUGACUGAAACAGACAUCAACUUGGAAAUAUCAUUUUCGGAACAGGCAGCUUGUCUCAAAGACAACCCACCAGGCAAAGUGUCAAAGGGCAAAGAUGAUGACACGCUCCUUCCUAAUUUCAGACUGCCAAGAGACAAAACGGGUACAACAAAGAUUGGGGACCUUGCACUUCAGGAUAUGAAGAAAGUCCAUCCUUUGGCACUGAUUGAGCUGACUGCUCUUUUUGAUAUACUUGGAACAGAAUUGAAGCCACAAAAAGCAGUAAAAAUUAAAAUAAAAGAAUCUGGUCUUUUUGGUGUUCCACUCUCAGUUUUGUUAGAACAAGAUCAGAAAAGGGUGCCAGGCAUCAGGAUACCACUAAUUUUUCAAAAGCUUAUUGCCCAGAUAGAAGAAGGAAAGCUGGAUACAGAAGGGCUCCUUCGGAUACCAGGUGUUGCAGCAAGGAUAAAGCAUCUUUGCCAUGAGCUUGAAGCAAAGUUUUAUGAAGGAACUUUCAACUGGGAAAAUGUAAAACAACAUGAUGCAGCAAGUCUUCUAAAACUCUUCAUCCGAGAAUUGCCUCAGCCACUCCUCACGGUGGAGUACCUCAAGGCUUUCCAGGAUGUACAAAAACUUCCAAUAAAGAAGCAUCAGCUGCAAGCACUGAAUCUUUUGGUCCUUCUUCUCCCAGAGGGAAACAGAGAUACUCUGAAGGCACUGCUUGAAUUUCUUCAAAGGGUAAUUGAUCAUCGAGAUAAAAAUAAAAUGACCCUAAAGAAUGUUGCUGUGGUUAUGGCUCCGAACCUCUUCAUGUUUCAUGGUUUGAGCUUGAAGAUCACAGAGCAAAGCGAGUUUGUUAUGGCAGCUGGGACUGCAAGUGUCAUGCGCUUUAUGAUUAAAUACCAAAAUCUUUUAUGGACUAUUCCUACAUUUCUUGUGAACCAAGUAAGAAAACAAAAUGCUGAAAGCCAGAAAAAGGAGAAGAAGGACAAAGCUGUGAAGAAACUGUUGAAGAAAAUGGCUUAUGACCGAGAAAAACAUGAGAAGCAAGAUAAAAGCAUCAAUGAUGUAAAAACUGUCAAUGAUGCUGAUGUUCCUCAGGGAGUAAUACGGGUGCAAGCACCUCAUCUUUCCAAAGUUUCCAUGGCAAUCCAGCUGACAGAAGAACUAAAGGCUAGUGAUGUGGUUGCCAGGUUCCUCAGCCAAAAAAGUGGGACUAUCCAAUCUCUGAAGAAAGAAGAAAUAUUUUUAUAUGAAGUUGGAGGAAAUAUUGGUGAACGCUGUCUGGAUGACGAUACCUACAUGAAGGAUUUGCAUGAAUUAAACCCAAAUGCUGAGUGGGUUAUAAAAUCUAAAAAUGACUAAAUUUUUGGAUUUGCAGUGAAAGAGAUACUGUGGACUGAUUUCCUGUAAUACUAUAAUGCUCAGAUACACCAAAAUAAAAGGGUGGUGUAUUCAUUUGAUACUUCACAUGUAUUGCACUGUUCAGAGGUAUUGUCAGUGCUACAGUUGGCUUACAGGAAGUCUCCUUCCCUUUCUCCCAAGUCAAUGCAAACUACUGUAGCAAAACUGGUAGGGUGAGUAGCUAUGUGAUCGUAACUGAUUUUAUUGUGCAGGGAUGGUAUGUACAAUACUUUAAUUGUGGGAACCAUUGUGCCUUUGAUAUGGUCCCCUCUAACUAUAUUUACUUGCAGACUACUUAUUACGGCUUUAUUUUUUCAAUGAAGGGUGAAUUUUCUUAAUGAAAACAUAUGUAAAAAAUAUAGGAAAAACUAUUCCUUCAUUGGUCCAUCCAAAUCCUCAAAUUAUAAAUGGUGCUUGUAUUCCAUAUGUAAAGAGGACAGAAGUGGCACAAUAUAUGUCAUACCAGGCAACUGCAGGCGUUUGCUUAUGCAUACUGGUCAAGACAACGUACCCUUACUCUCCCCCAGAAAUACAUUUAUGUGGGAAACCUAAUGUGACAUAAUACUGAUAAAGCUAUCUUGACCUGGAUUUAAUUCAUAUAAUAAUGAUGGCUGAAAAAUGUAUUGCUGUGAAGGCAGUAUACCAAAGAAAACUUCUGUAUUACUAUUCUGGGUUGUACCCUCUUUUCAGUUCCUGAUGAGCUACACAUACAAAAAUUCUAGGGUAAAGAAUAUUUAUAGAAAUGAAGAGUUUCAUCACAUGCUAUUUUCUUUAUUUCCUUCAUGAUUCCAUGGAGGAAAUGGUGUGAAAUUUUGAACAUUGACUCUUCUGUGUAAUGGAUAUGAUGGUCACACUGGGAAAAAAUACAUAUAUGAAGUGUCCCCAAGUGUGGUCUUAAUGUUAUGACCACUCAUAUAAAUGGACUUGUCAUUAAUGUGUCAGAUUCUGCCUCUCCGGCUCAAUGUCUUAGACCUGUCCAAAGACAAUAUUUUCAAUUUGACAUCCUCUAAAACCAAUGAAGUCCAAAGAGAAUAUUCAUGACCUUUUGAUUUCAACAUAUUCUCAUACUGAUGCUUACAAUGUAUUUGUUGAGUGUACUGUAUCAUUAUUAAGCAUUCUGAGCAGAUUAGGGAUGCUGGAGAAUCCAACAGAAACUGGAACAGAAAUUGCCGAUGUUUGCUUAUUCCUUUCAUGCCUGGAACAGAAAUCAAUCCAGUGAAUAUGAGUAUUCACUAUUGUUUCUUUCAAUCUACAAACAAUACGUAAUUGAUUACAUUGUCCCCCACCAUGCAUUAUGUUUCCUUUGCACUGAAAUGAAUAGGGUAGAAUAAUAACAAAAUAAUAAUAAUGAAAAUAUCAUUAUGUAUUUGCAUAAUUAGGUAAGUGGGUAAUUUACAUAAUUAAUUACCUAAAUUACAUAAUUUUGCCACAGUGGACAGCGAGACAAAUAACAUUGUUCUGCAGAUUGGAAACAGUGCUGCAUGCAACAGAUGCAGCAUGGAACGGAAAACAAUGCCUUCUUACAUCCCCAGUGCUGAUUAACGUGGCUGGCUGUUGUACAACAAAAAUUGGACUUUGUUCAAGCAUUCUCUCAACAGCAAAGUUGUCACCAAAAAUUAUUCACUUGUGGUUGAAGAUAAGGAUGGCUAAGGGAAUUCUUAAACAUGUUUUUUCUCCACAAUAGUCUAUCAGGAAAGGGGUGUGGCUAAUUGUAUACAGAUGAGUAUUUACCUUUUAUAGGUGGAACUCACAGCAAAUGACUGUAAGCCCACAUAUGUAUGUGGCCCUACAUAUUUUGUACUUUAUAAAACAAAAUCAACAGAAUUUAAUUUAGAAAUACAGCAAAAAAAAAUAAAUUUCUUCAGGCAGCCUGUAACAUAUAGCAAACUGUCAAUAGAGGAUAAAAUGUGUUACUGUUAGGAUGCAAGUCUUAAGAUACCUUCCCAUUUUCAUCAAGGGACCAUUCUUGACAUGCAUUUCUGUCAAUAGCCAAUUAGCCAAGAGCACUUCCACCAUUGAAAAACCAUGUUCUCCUAUGUCAUUGAGGUUAUUGCCGCUUCUCUUGCUUCACAGUGAACAGACAGAGGCAUCAGCUAUCAUAGGUGUUGCAUGGCCAUCGAUUAGAGGCACAGAGGGAUGCACUUCAAUUAUAUUUGCACAAGCAAUAUUCCCAGUGAAUUGUGACCUGGUCUUCUGCCAUAAAAUGACUGCAUGGAUUGCCUCCAAGUAGCAGGAAGAGUUAUGUGAACACACUGUAAAUAAGAAAAUAAUUUUAAAAACCUCAGCCUCAGAGACCUGGUUUUCUGUCUGGAACUUACUGUUUCAGGGCAAUAAAGUAGGGGGAAGAAAGCUUGUAUGACCAGUAACUAGCUAGCAUAGGGGAGAGGAACCUCCAGAUGUUGCUGGACUUCAGCUCCCAUCAUCCCUGACCAUUGGCCACGCUGGCUGGGGCUGAUGGGAGUCAGAGUCCAAUGACAUCUGGAGGGUUGCAGAUUCUGCAUCCUUAAGCUUAGAAGCUCCUGAGACUCUUCCUGUCUCCCCUGUGACAUCCCACUGGGCUACCAGUAUGGCUUUUCGCUCUCUCCUUGAUUGGGAUGCAGCCGUAGCCAAUGAUUCACGCCAGCCAUUUCUGGCAAAGAGGAAUGUUGAAAGGUAAAAUAUUUCAUGGAUCUAGAACCUAGUGUUAAAGAUAAUACAAGAUGCAUAACACUGCAUUCGUAAUACUUUACAGUCUGCAGCUGCUCCAAACCAGAUUGAAUUGCAAGGGAAAUUUUAGGUAUUUGAAUCAGGAACAAUCACUGCUGCUGAGAACAGCUGUAGUGGUAAUUAAACUACAAAUGGCCUGUAGAUUUGAUUUUUUUUUUUUAAGAAUUUUGGUUUCAGGGUUAGUGCCAUUAUCUUUUUAUUACUAUUGGAAAAGCUCUUUUAUAUAAAUGAGUUUUCAUAAUGCGGUUCUAAUUUGACUUAUUAGAUGUGUACCUGAAGGAUACACAACAGAUACACUAACUAGUUGAUGAAUCAGCUAAUAGGGGAGCGUUUCUGCACCUGUGUAGAUUUGUACAUAAAACAAAAUGUUUAGAUGAAAAA
This is a messenger RNA of Rhineura floridana, 5354 nucleotides long. RefSeq names its product Rho GTPase activating protein 18 (gene ARHGAP18). The record is from RefSeq and is a predicted model, not a curated record. NCBI's taxonomy places the organism in Eukaryota, Metazoa, Chordata, Lepidosauria, Squamata, Rhineuridae. The transcript has 15 exons. Gene Ontology annotation, cellular component: cytoplasm. The coding region runs from base 213 to 2228 and encodes 671 amino acids. Gene Ontology annotation, molecular function: GTPase activator activity. Gene Ontology annotation, biological process: regulation of small GTPase mediated signal transduction; signal transduction; regulation of actin filament polymerization.